CCAGCCUCGGUGCCCUCAAACGAAUGAUCAGGAACGCCACCAUGAUCACCCCCAUAAGAUUCUACGACGAUCCGGACGCCUCUCGAAUCGACUCCCUGAUGCGCGAACACUCGAUAAACAGGUCAAUGUUUGACACCAUGGCGGGCGUCUUCAACAAUUUGCGAGGCAACAAUCUCGAGCUCUCAAGGGAGGACUUCAGCAAGUUCCUCAGGGAAGUCCAAGGCGAAGUAGCCAUUCAGCUUGACAAGGAAAAAUACACCGAUGGAGAUUUCUUUUAUGUGCUGGCAGACUGUUGGAACGCUACUCGGGGACCUUCCGCAAAGGACUACUCAAAACCCAUAACCAAUUAUUUCAUCAACAGCAGCCACAAUACCUAUAUUAGCGGCAAUCAAUUGGCCUCUAAAACUUCCCCAGAGGCCUAUACUUCUGUCCUAAGGAGAGGCGGCCGUUGCAUCGAAAUCGACGUCUGGAAUGGAGAUGAAAUCCUGGUCACUGUCCCAAAGUCUCAGGGUGGCGGCGGUCAUACGAGAGGUAUAUCCAAUAUAUCUGGAAUAUCCGGAAGCGCUCUUCCCUAUGCCGCCGCCGCCGUUUUGGAGAAAAUGGAAGACAAACUCGAGGCCGCCAAGGAUACCGCCAAAAAUUACCUUGGGAGCUCCAACCCUAGCGGGCGCUCGAGGAGCCCCAGCUCUCAUAGCAGAACUACGACUGAUGAUGUAUCGUCAACCUCUAGCGACACAUUCCUUCCUGUGGGCACUGAGUUGACUGAAAAAGAAGAGGUACCUCGCCUUUCGAGGUCCCGGCCAAACCUCCCUAGGGGAGAGCCCAUUGUAACCCACGGCUGGACUUUGACGACUCCAUGUGGCUUCCGAGAGGUGUGCGAGACGAUUCGAGAUAAUGCGUUUUCUCAUGGGAAUGAUCUGCCCAUCAUUAUCAGCUUGGAGGUUCACGCCGAUCAUAGCCAACAAGAGAUCAUGGCGAAUAUCAUGAAGGAAGUUUGGGGGGACAUGCUUGUCCAGCAGCCCUUUGAAGGCUGUGAUCCCAAGUUUAGGGUGCCCACCCUUGAUGACCUCCGACGCAAAAUUCUCGUCAAGGUCAAGCGAGCCGCCGCCAAGAUGCCGAGACCAGAGGACCUGACAGCUUCUAUGCCAAUUCUAUUGAGAGACGACGAUGGCUCGAUUUCGGACACUGAGCCUCGCCUUCCUCGCCUCAAGACCUCUGCUUCAUCGCCAGCCGACGUCCCGCAGCAAGAUGCCCAUGGAAAAAUCACAAUAUGCAAACCUUUGAGUGAUCUCGCCAUAUACACCCGCAGCGAACGGUUCAUAAGUCUCAGCACCCCGCAAGCAAAGCAACCUACCCACAUCUUUUCCAUUAGCGAGGGCAGAAUCAUUGAGUUGCAUGAAAAGUAUCCGCGCGAAGUGUUUACUCACAAUAAGAACUUCUUCAUGAGAGCAUUUCCAGCUGGGCGGAGGAUCAACAGCUCCAACCCGGACCCCAGUCUCUUUUGGCGGCGAGGCGUCCAGAUGGUGGCCAUGAAUUGGCAAAACAUGGACGAGGGGAUGAUGAUCAACGAGGCAAUGUUUGAUGGCGAGGAUGGCUGGGUUCUCAAGCCUGAAGCGUAUCAAAGUUCUGCCAAGACCAUGGUGACGCUGGAUCUGGUUGCAAAGCAUACGCUGCACCUCACAAUCACCGUCUUCGCCGGGCGCAAUAUUCCGACUGACGACAGCGACAAAGACGAUGACCCCCAAAGCAAAAGCGACCUUCGUUCCCGAGUCAAGGCCGAGCUCCACAUUGGCGAGGAUGAGAUAGAUGGGCAUGAUAUGUCUUACAAGCAGCACACAAAGUCAGCCGGCUCAACUGAUCCCGUUUGGAGCUCUCAUGACAAGAAGAUUCUUGGUGAGAAGCUGCAGUUCCGCAACAUCCCCAAGGUGGUGGAAGAGUUGAGUUUCAUUCGAUUUAAAGUUGAAGGCACGUCUCACACGGUUAGCCCACCGUGCCUUGCCUGGGCAUGUAUCCGCCUCGACCGACUUCAGCAAGGCUACCGCUUUGUUCGCCUCUACAACAAGAGAGGCUGCCUGAUCAAUGGCGGCAAGCUGCUUAUCAAGGUUGACAAGAUGCUCUACUAA
Molecule: messenger RNA, 2123 nt
Organism: Trichoderma atroviride IMI 206040
Lineage: Eukaryota; Fungi; Ascomycota; Sordariomycetes; Hypocreales; Hypocreaceae
Biological process (GO): lipid metabolic process; phosphatidylinositol-mediated signaling; release of sequestered calcium ion into cytosol
Molecular function (GO): phosphatidylinositol-4,5-bisphosphate phospholipase C activity
Source: RefSeq, a predicted model, not a curated record